CUGGUGCCCGGCUCCGUGUGUCCACAGCUCCAGUAUCGUGUCGCUUCUGCUGUGGAUGGCAGCACGCGACCGCAACAAAAUGUGAACAAUUGCAAAUCUCUGUGUGAAUGUUAUCGAUGCGAGAUCAUCGGCGCAGCCAAGGUUAACCACGUGCGAAAUUUACCAUGCUACUCAGACCGCCGCGAGCAGUUGGGCUGUGGACAAUAAUUGUGGGUGUCAGUUUGCUGAACAUAGCCAACUCUUUGCGACUCCAAUUCGCUUUGCCAGGGUUCCAAGCGGAUUUUUCCACCAGUUUUGGGCUCGGGCGCUCUACUUUCGGUAGUAACAGCAACAGCGCCGUCGCUGGCGGCAGCAGAGGCAUCAGCAGCAGAAGUAGCAACAGCUACCAUGACGAGAACUUCGGCCCUGCCGGUGAGACGCCACCGAGCGGCCCAGCUGCUUCAGGCUUGUUCGGGUCGGGAUUCCUGGACCUGCCCAGCGCACCAUGGGGAUGGUCCGGCCCUUCAGCUCCGUCGUCUUCAUUGUCGGGAGGCGCGACACUGCGCUCGGCGGACAGCGAUGCGGGCGCGUUCGCCUCCUGGUCGCGGGCCGACAUUCCCUUCGCCGGCAGCGCGGGCUUGGUGGGCCAAAACGACGGCAUCGUGUUCACCUUGUUCACCAGAAAGAGUUCUGGCCCAGAGCAAAUCCUCCUCCGAGACGCUUCGAGCAGCCUCCAACAAUCCACAUACGACCCGAAAAAGAAAACUAAGAUAAUUACGCACGGCUACUCUUCAAACGCGAGACCCAAAUCAGGUUCCGACCUCGUCAAGAAUGCAUACCUGCAGGCCGCCGACGUGAACGUGAUCCUGGUGGACUGGUCCGCCGUGGACUCGCACAUCUACCCGCUGACGGUGGCGCGCUCGGUGCCCAUGGCGGGCGCGGAGAUCGCAGAGCUCAUCAAGGCCCUGGUGCAGCAGCGGGGUGCGCGCGAGGACGACAUGCACAUCAUCGGCCACAGCCUGGGGGCGCAGAUUGCUGGCGUGGCGGGGAGCAUCGCGCUGGGCCCGGCGGGCAAGGGCUGGAUCACAGGGCUGGACCCGGCCGGUCCCCUGUUCGAGGGGAAGGACCCGAGCCAGCGCCUCGACGAGACCGACGCGGGCUUCGUGGAGGCCAUCCACACGGACGGCGGCUACCUGGGUGUCGUCCAGCCCGUGGGCCACGUCGACUACUACGUGGACGGCGGCAUGCACAGGCACCCGGACUGCGGCCGCGACGUCCUAGGCUUGUGCUCACACUGCUUCGCGUUCGAGCUCCUCGCACACGCUAUCGCCAACAACAACUCCAUCGUGGGCGUCAAGUGCGAUGGUCUGCCGCAGAGUGACUGUGGGGGCAACGAGAGGAUCGCCCUGGGGAUCAGUCCCAACACCAAUCAUAUAUUUUCUCCAUGCAGGAGCCGGGGUUCCUUUCUUGUCGAGUCUGGCCUAAAACCAAGCAGUACCCUUCAGAAUAUCGGCAGAGGCCGAAGCUCAAGCAUAUUUUCCUCCAUCCUCGAUCGAUUGAUACAACCCCAAAGCGGAGCACCAGGCGGAGUCCAAUGUUAAUCCAUUCAAUGGAACCUGGAAGAUCCCUAUUGGAAUUAAUGGUCUCAUCGAAGGCCGAAAAUAGUCGCCGAAUGAACAACAUUUAUGACUCUUAUUAAAUUAAUGCAACAUGUCAAUUGGGAGGCUCGCGAGGACGUAACUUACGUGGAAUUCUGCAAAAUAAAAAAGUAUUUAGUGAUUCAAAA
Molecule: messenger RNA, 1765 nt
Organism: Frankliniella occidentalis (western flower thrips)
Lineage: Eukaryota; Metazoa; Arthropoda; Insecta; Thysanoptera; Thripidae
Product: phospholipase A1 VesT1.02-like
Exons: 7
Coding region: 165-1580 (471 amino acids)
Molecular function (GO): lipase activity
Source: RefSeq, a predicted model, not a curated record